This is a messenger RNA of Caenorhabditis remanei, 1119 nucleotides long. RefSeq lists its product as uncharacterized. Gene Ontology annotation, molecular function: protein binding. The record is from RefSeq and is a predicted model, not a curated record. The coding region runs from base 1 to 1119 and encodes 372 amino acids. Lineage: Eukaryota; Metazoa; Nematoda; Chromadorea; Rhabditida; Rhabditidae. The transcript has 2 exons.
AUGACGACUGCAUUUCCUCUUCUCCGUCUUCCGUACCUCGUACUUAUGCCUGUCUUGGAACAAAUGGAAUUUAUGGAAAGAAUCUCGUUGUCGAUUAUCUCCAAACGAGCCAGAAUGUUCGUGAAACUACUCAAAAUGAAGUGUAAGCAUAUCAAUUUAACUCUGACGGGUAACAAAAUCGAGAUGAGAGUGUUUUUUGAUAAUAGUAAAGAACUGACAUUGGAUAUGUAUGUCAAUGGACAUACACGAAUAAGUCUGAAUUAUUACUAUUACAUCGCUUGGUGGCCUGGUCCCCUAUCUCCAAUGGACUACGUCUUUCCGAUCAUGGAAGUCACUCACUGCAAGUCGAUUAAACAAUUGACACUCGCAAGAGUAUCUGGAUACGGUACUACUAUCCCACUCCUCGCAAAGCUUUUGAAAAUUGAUGAAGUCAUUGUCGAGGACACCACUUCGUACAGUUUUUCUCCGGAAUCACCGCUUCAAAACGUUUUGAAAAUCGUUUUGCCCGUAUCUUCUGCAGUUACUAUUUCCGCUUAUGCUGAUAGAACAUACCUCCGAGAAAUUUUCAAAGGGAAUUUUGAGUCUGUGACUUUGAAAAACUAUUGGGGUGAAAUCAUGCCAAAUUUCGACAUGAAGUUGUCUCUGAACGAUUUGAGAAUGACAAACGUUAAGUCACUCGAGCUUCCCUGCACUGUCUUCAAAGUAAAAAAACUCAACCGCUAUUUCAAGUUGUGGAUGAAGAAGAAAUGUAAUGAUCGACUGGAAUACUUGAGAGUGACGACAGGGAGAUGGGUCAAUAUAAAAAUAAAGCCACUUCUGAAAGGACUCAACGCUGUUCAAAUUCCCAUUAGAACAGAUAAAACAUUCCGGAGUUUGGGGAAUAUAAAACAGUUCAACUCGGAGGACUCAAAUGAGGAGAUUACUAAAGAAUUUGAUAUAACAAGAGCCGACGGGAGACAAGCAACAAUCAGAAUUUCUGAUUACGGAACAAUUAGUUUCUACGUUUGGCCAAAAUCUACUAAUAAAACAACGAAUCUUGAGCUAAAUCAGUCUUCAUUCACGCGUAAAUUUUCUCGAAUUUCUAAUUUUUACAAUUCAUGUAUUGAACGUUUCAAAUAA